GAGCAGGCAGAUGCCAUCACCACAUCACUGUUGUACUUGAUACCUGACAAACAACACCUGAGGUUCACCUGGCACAGACGGUCAAUAUCAACACCAUUUUCAGCAGCGGCAUCAUGAAGACUCUCCUGCUCCUCAUGGUUCUUCUCUGUGCUGCCCUCCCUGUCAGGGCUGCAGCAGUAGAAGCUGUACCAGAGGACUUGAAUCAAGACAGCGUCCAACUGGAAGGAGAAAAUAAAGUGGAAAUGGCUCCCUCUCCUGUGGAAGCAGAAAAUAAAGUGGAAAUGGCCUCCUCUCCUGUGGAAGCAGAAAAUAAAGUGGAAAUCGCUCCCUCUCCUGUGGAAGCAGAAAAUAAAGUGGAAAUGGCUCCCUCUCCUGAUGACAUGACUGUCGAUGGUGGGGAGAUGGCAGCACAACUUGAAGGUCGAUCUUUCCUUUGCCCCUACGGUUGGGUCGGAUUUAGGAACGUCUGCUAUCAAUACGUGACCUCUGGUAGAUCCUGGACCAGCGCAGAGGCCUACUGCUCACGGUUGGGGGCCUCUUUGCUGUCUGUUCACAACGUCUGGGACUACAGCUACUUUCAGGAACUUACCAGAAGAUCGGGACACACAGCAGUCUGGACGGGAGGAUACUACUUCCAGGGCUGGAGAUGGCUGGACCAAAGCCAGUUUGACUACAAUAACUGGAGCACCGUCAAUGCUGUAAGCCAAUACCAGUGCAUUAAACUCAACAGCAGAGUGGCCUGGUCCAAUAUAAACUGUGCUUCUGUGUUGCCGUUCAUCUGUGUGAGAAGAUCUGAUACCUGCUGAUUACCAUGUCAAGAUCCGGAUCUGCAUUUCAGAGUUGUUUCCUGUUAUAAGACAACAAGAAUAUAAGGAAAAUUUCAAUAGGCAAGUAAUAUAUAUGAGGCAAAGAGAAGGAAUUAUUCACAUACAGGAUGUGAUGUUGAAAAAGUGCUAAUAUAAAAAUCUUGCUUAGAUCAGUAGAAAAAUGGGUCAAAUUAAAAGGGGGUGGGGGCUAAUAAGUGGAUCGUGUAUGUGUUUUGCUGAAGUCCUUAAACACCUCUCAAGUCUCAGUAGUAACAGAACAAAAACAACCUGUCCAUUUCUUUCAACUGUAAAUAGAAAAAGAAAACGACAGAUCAGCCCUAUUUCUUCAUGUAAAAAUCAAAGCUUUUGAAUGGUAUGACUGUUGAAUGUUUUUAGUUACAUGGACAUGUAACUAAAAACUUGUUUUAUUUUUAAUAACAUGUUUCAAUGGAUUUGCUUUUAAUAAAGGAUUUUUUAUGUA
Lampris incognitus (smalleye Pacific opah) is the source of this 1287-nucleotide messenger RNA. Its product is annotated as CD209 antigen-like protein E. The transcript is spliced from 12 exons. The record is from RefSeq and is a predicted model, not a curated record. Lineage: Eukaryota; Metazoa; Chordata; Actinopteri; Lampriformes; Lampridae. The coding region runs from base 114 to 806 and encodes 230 amino acids.